Suillus clintonianus is the source of this 543-nucleotide messenger RNA. RefSeq names its product protein-tyrosine phosphatase-like protein. The record is from RefSeq and is a predicted model, not a curated record. The transcript has a single exon. The annotation marks the transcript as partial. Gene Ontology annotation, biological process: protein dephosphorylation. Lineage: Eukaryota; Fungi; Basidiomycota; Agaricomycetes; Boletales; Suillaceae. Gene Ontology annotation, molecular function: protein tyrosine phosphatase activity.
CGCCCCAUACCUAACUCAUACUGGGCCACUCCCCUCCUUCUCGCAUGCGAGUACCCAUGGUCCCCUUUUGAAACCUCGACCCAAAAACUCGACAAGCUCCUCGCCGCCGGCGUCCGCACCUUUAUAGACCUCACUGAGCCUCAGGAACUCACGCCCUACAAGCCCCACCUCCCAAGGCACAUCCUUGCCGCCGGCCUGGAUGCGACUACCAUCUCCUACCACCAGUUCCCCAUACCUGAUCGUUCGCUGCCUCACAAGCCAACAUAUUUCAUGCGUCUAGUACUAAAUGUACUCAGGGAAAAUGCAGAGCAAGGGCGUGUGUGUGCUGUGCAUUGCCGUGGUGGGAUAGGAAGAACCGGCUUAGUUAUUGGGUGCUGGCUCGUGGAGGCUGGAAUCGCUCGGGACGGCGAAGAAGCGCUGCGGAUCAUCGAACGGGAAUGGCGAACCGUCGAGAAGUGCAAGCGUUUUCCGCACUCGCCAGAGACUGGCCCGCAGUUCGAGUUUGUUAGGAACUUCACGAGUCCAGCGAUGGUGCUUGUCUAA